Messenger RNA from Cannabis sativa, 360 nucleotides. RefSeq names its product putative disease resistance protein RGA3. The record is from RefSeq and is a predicted model, not a curated record. Gene Ontology annotation, molecular function: ADP binding. NCBI's taxonomy places the organism in Eukaryota, Viridiplantae, Streptophyta, Magnoliopsida, Rosales, Cannabaceae. Bases 1 to 360 code for a protein of 119 amino acids. The transcript is spliced from 2 exons.
AUGGAUUUGAUUUUGGUUCAGGUUAAUUUGACAAAGAAGCUAACAGGAAAGAAAUUUUUGAUUGUUUUAGGCAAUGUUUGGGAAGAGUAUUCUGAAGAGUGGAAAGAAGUGAUGAAGCCUUUCAACAGUGGGGCAAGAGGAAGACAUGUCAUUUUGUUAGAGAAAAAUGAUGAGAUUGAUAGCCUUGAGAAGAAGACACGUUAUUUUGGAUGUGUUAUUGAACUUUUUACUAAUAACAAGACCUGUAGUCUCCAAAAACAAGAGCACAAAGCAACUGAAAUGGCUAAGAAAACGAAAAAUGUUUACCAAACGCAAUUCAAAGUCGAAAUCAGUGACAGUGAUACAGACGAUGAAGCAUGA